AUGAUUCUCGCACUCCCACUCGCCUCAAACGCGAUAUCGACAUCAACCACGAUCACUAGCGAAGCCUGGCAAUCAUCAGAUCCAGCGGACUGUGUAUAUAGACACGGCGACCACUCAACGACCAUGGCUGACAAAGUCAUUACCUACAGGCUCUCCACGAUCGAUCAAAGCAUCAUCAGGACAUACAUCCGAUAUUGCUUGUGCUUUCCUUGCAGCGACGACGAAGACGACAGGCAGCAGUUGGUUGCAAACCUUACAGCAUCCACGAAACGUGCCAUUAGCCAUCUCCCGAUACUGGGAGGCGUGGUGGUUGAGGCCAAACCCUUACUCUACAAAAGCAAGGACGACUUCGUACAAACCAUCCACCGCCAGGGCAGCGCUGGCUCUCUGGCGGAGUUCAUGCAGAAGGGUAGACUGGAAGUCCACUCAACGGUUGACCGGCUCCGCGAGUUUGCCCCAACGGUGAAGGUCUUGACACAUGAAGAGUUCCCGUACACUUACCAGUACCUCGCUGCGAACAACAUGCCAGCAUCAGCGUUCAUAGGCGAUGUGAUCACGCCGCUGCCAGACAUGCCAGACGCGGCCAGUGGUGGCAACGCAGCCUUUGCAGUGCAGGCCAGCAUUGUUGAGGGCGGUGUAAUUGUUGCGCUUUACCUCCACCAUUCGGUCGCAGAUAUUCAAGGCAUGGCCAGCAUCAUUCGUUACAUGUCGAUCUCCGAGGACAUCUUGCCAACGCGAACUCAUACCGUGCCAACACUGCAGCAAGAUGCGCAGUGUCAGUCGCAGGUUCGAGAUCGUCUAUCUGGCUCGCACGGCAUCAAGGAGAACCUUGCAGAGCAUCCGGAAUACAACGCACUGCCUAGUAAUACGACGAUGCCGUCUCUCGCGCCAAGCCAAGGUAGCUCGCGGAUCUUGAGCUUCGACCUGGACCUGUUGGACGCAACAAGGGAUAUGGUCAAUGAACGUCUGCGGCAUCAAGAGGCGACACCAGGCGUGCACCUGUCGGCCUUCGACUGCUUGACGGGCAUACUCUUCAAGGCCAUCACACGUGCACGUUGGCCACCAAGCACGAUAGACGGCGGCCAAGUAUCAGCACUCCUACACCCUGUCAGCAUCCGCAACCGCAUCGAUCCACCACUUGACGACAACUUCUGCGGCAACGCAUGCCUGUUCAGUCACUGCACGUCCACUGUGCUUCGUCUGGGCAUGCCCUUCGACGUUAGCACCAUCAAGGACGCAGCUCGCUUGGUCCGUGGCGGCAUGUCGAACCUGACGGAGCCCAAAGUUCGGUCAGCAAUUGCCCUCAUCAACAGCCGCGACGAUGUCAGGAGUAUGAACCAUCCGCGCAUCGACUUCAACCAUGAUGUCUUCAUCACCAGCUGGGCCGAUCUGCCUGUCGGAGACGAGGCUGGUUUGGGACUUGGCUUGGGACCUCCGCAGUUUGGGAGGAAGGCUAGCAGACAUCACUCGGCGUAUGGCUGCAACCUGCUCCCGUUGCGCACGGAAGAGGGCACCUGGGAUGUUCUUGUUCAGCUGAGCGAGGAUGCGAUGCAGCGUCUGUUGGACGAUCCAGGCCUCAAGCGCUUCGUGGUGAAGGUGGCGUGA
Messenger RNA from Fulvia fulva, 1605 nucleotides. RefSeq names its product O-acetyltransferase ptmV. The transcript has 4 exons. Lineage: Eukaryota; Fungi; Ascomycota; Dothideomycetes; Mycosphaerellales; Mycosphaerellaceae. Gene Ontology annotation, molecular function: acyltransferase activity, transferring groups other than amino-acyl groups. The coding region runs from base 1 to 1605 and encodes 534 amino acids. The record is from RefSeq and is a predicted model, not a curated record.